UCAGACUGGCAGUCCCCUCCAGAAGCCAUUAGGCAGGAAGGUGUGAACAUCCCCAGCGCUCACAUCCCCAGAACCCCCUGGUGGAGCCUUGGCCUGGAGCCAGAGUCCUAGGACAGACCUAUUGGUCCUCUGUGGGAACACCUCCCCUGCCCUGACCGCUACCGAGCCCUGAGUCACAGCGGAAGUACUGAAAUCACUUCAGUAACAACAGCAGCCAUAGCAGCAACAGCAGGACUCCACCCCACAAUUGAGCAAUCUCAUCCACCACUCACUUCCUCCACUGGGUUCUCAAUACCGCCACCCUUGCAGUCAGGCACAUCUGCUCUUCGGAGGUGUCCUACAGGUGAAAAGCCCAGAGUCCUGGCUGCAAAUAUGGCAUACAUGAUUAUAAAAGAACUUCCGGAUAAUUACACCUGGGACGAUUUCGAAAAUUACAGUUACUCUGACGUACCCAUUUCGCCAAACUCUGUCCCAUGUCAGCCAGAAUCUCUGGAUAUCAACAAGUAUGCUCUGGUGGCCAUCUAUGCCCUGGUCUUCUUGCUAAGCCUUCUGGGAAACUCCCUGGUGAUGCUGGUUGUCUUAUACAGUCGUGUCAACCGUUCUGUCACUGACGUCUACCUGCUGAACCUGGCUAUUGCCGACCUGCUCUUCGCCCUGACCUUGCCUAUCUGGGCUGCCGCCAAGGCAACAGGCUGGAUCUUUGGCACACCCCUGUGCAAGAUGGUCUCACUCCUGAAGGAAGUUAACUUUUACAGUGGAAUUCUACUACUGGCCUGCAUUAGCGUGGACCGCUACCUGGCCAUUGUUCAUGCCACACGCACUCUGACUCUGAAGAGGCACUGGGUCAAGUUCAUAUGCUUAGGCAUCUGGACUCUAUCUCUGAUCCUGUCCCUGCCCGUCUUUGUCUUCCGCAGGGCCGUCUACCCGCCUAAUACUGGCCCAGUCUGCUACGAGGAUCUGGGUGCCAAUACAACUAAAUGGCGCACAGUGAUGCGGGCCCUGCCCCAGACCAUUGGCUUCCUCCUGCCGCUGCUGGUCAUGGUGUUCUGCUAUGGGCUCACCCUGCGCACACUGUUUCAGGCCCACAUGGGGCAGAAGCACCGGGCCAUGCGGGUCAUCUUUGCUGUCGUGCUCGUCUUCCUGCUCUGCUGGCUGCCCUACAACCUGGUCCUGUUGUCAGACACCCUUCUGAGGAUCGGGGCGAUCGAGGAUAGCUGUGGUCGCCGAAAUGACAUUGGUCGGGCCCUAGAUGCCACCGAGAUUCUGGGCUUCCUUCACAGCUGCCUCAAUCCCCUCAUCUAUGCCUUCAUUGGUCAGAAGUUUCGCCAUGGACUCCUCAAGAUCAUGGCCAUCCAUGGCCUGAUCAGCAAGGAGUUCUUGGCCAAGGAGAGCAGGCCUUCCUUUGUUGGCUCUUCUUCAGGGAACACUUCUACUACCCUCUAAGGCCCCUGCUGCUGUUGUAGCCCCACUGGGCUCCUCCCCUCCCAUCAGUACCUAAGCCUCAUGACUAUAGUCCACUGGCUAGUCACAGUCUCUGUGUCAAGACAGCCUCACACUGUGGUCACAGAAAGUUGCUGAGGCUCUGACUUUACCAGGUGCCCUGAUCUGGUUCAGAAAGCCUGGCCUGGCUCCCCACCCCUUACUGUAAUUACUAUGUCUGUGCUAGAGCUCUGUCCAUCCUACCACUGAGCCCAUAGCACUCUGUCCUCUGAGACAUUUCAAAGACAUCCUUUUAAGUGAGUUCUAAAAGUUCCCAACCAUGGGAGCCAUUAGUGACAAACACCGUAGUUGCUUCCCUAACUCCCACUCUCCUUGUUUGCUAGCAAAGUCUGUUUCCCUUAAGAGAGACCAAAAUUGACAAAUACUCACUUCUAUGAUUUCCCUAAGCUAGGAGUGGCCACAUCAUCCAGUUAUGGGUAGAAAGACUUACAGGCAAGAGUGUGCUAAUAAACCAGUCUCCUGGGGUGGGGGAGUCCUGAUUUGUAGUGUUUGCCAAGUCUCAUGUUAUAAAUGUUCCCACCAUGGCAAUUUCAAGGGUGGUGGUAUUCAACAACCAGCUCACAGAAUUCUAGAAAAUGUAAUAAUCUGUUUCCACAAGCAGGUACAAACUGGCUUCAGCAAAAACAUUGUUAAGGGAAUCUGCUGGGGCCAGGGGACUCUCGGGAAAUAUUCCUGAUAUUCCUGAUUUAAAAAAGAGAGAUGCACACACUUACACAUCUUUGAAUCUUGCCUUGUAAUAUGGUUAUAGGAUAUGAUAUGUGGCACCUCAGUGUGACAAUGAGGCAAAAAGCCUAACAUACAUAGGCUGAUGGAGCCAAAGGAUAAAAGAACCUGAAAAUCAAGAGCCCACAAAUAAACCUAAGCAAGCAUAAUAAUACAACUGGUCCCUUACCUUAUACCAGAUACAAAAAUUAACUCAAAAUAGAUUGAAGACCUAAACAGAGAACUAAAACUCUACAAAUCUCAUAAGAAAACAAAGGGAUAAAAGCUUUAUGACAUUGGAUUUGGGCAAUAAUUUCUUGGAUAUGACACCAAAAACAUAGGCAACAAAAGAGAAAACAGUUAAGUUGGUCUUUAUCAAAGUUAAAAACUUUUGUGCAUCCAAGGAUACUCUCAAGAGAGUAAAAAAGCAAACCACAGAAUGGGAGAAAAUAUUUGCAAAUCAUAUACCUUAUGAGGGGUUAAUAUCCAGAAUAUAUAAAGAAUUGCUACAACUCAACAGCAAAAACAAAACAAAACAAAAAGACAUUUAAAAAUGGGCAAAGGAUUUAGAGAAAAUAAAUUUCUCCAAAGAACACAUACAAAUAGCUAUGGAAAUGUAUAUACUAAUAAUUAUGGAAAUGGAUAUCAAAACCACAAUGAGGCACCACUUCACACCCAUUAGGAUGACCUUUGUUAAAACAAACGAAAGAAGUGUUGGCGAGGAGAUGGAGACACACUGGAACCCUUGUGCAAUGCUAGUGAGAAUGUAAGAUGGUGCAGCCACUGUGGAAAACAAUAUGGUGGUUCCUCAAAAAAUUAAACAUACAAUUAUUGUAUGAUCCAGCAAUUCCAUUUCUGAGUUAUAGCCAAAAGAACUGAAAGCAAAGACUCAAAUAGGUAUUUGUACACUAAUGUUCAUAGCAUCAUUAUUCCAGCAAUAGCCAAAAGGUGGAAAAAAUCCAAAUGUCCAUCAAUGGAUGACUGGAUAAAAUGUGGUGUAUAUACAAUGGAAUAUUUUUCAGUCUUAAAAAGGAAUGAAAUUCUGAUCUAUGCUAUACCAUGAAUAAACCUUGAAAAUAUUAUGCGAAGUGAAAUAAGCCAGACACAAAUACUGUAUGAUUCCAUGUAUAGGUGGUACCUAGAAUAGUUAAACUGAUAGAGACAGAAAGUCAAAUAGUGGUUACCAGAGGAUUGGGGGAGGGGGAAAUGGGUAGUUAUUAUUUAAAGGAUACAGAAUUCAGUUGGGGAUGAUGAAAAGGUUCUGGAGAUGGAUAGUAGUUAUAGUUAUACAACAAUGUGAAUAUACUUAAUGCCAUUAAACUGUACAGUUAAAAUGCUAAGCUUCAUUAUGCAUAUUUAACCACAAUUUUUUUUAAAAAAACCUACUUCAAAAAGAUAAACCCUGGAACCACCUACCUAUAACUUCCUGUUAAGUGAAAUAAAUGGUUUUUUUUGCACAAAUCA
Myotis daubentonii (Daubenton's bat) is the source of this 3666-nucleotide messenger RNA. RefSeq names its product C-X-C motif chemokine receptor 2 (gene CXCR2). Gene Ontology annotation, biological process: neutrophil chemotaxis; immune response; positive regulation of cytosolic calcium ion concentration. Lineage: Eukaryota; Metazoa; Chordata; Mammalia; Chiroptera; Vespertilionidae. Gene Ontology annotation, cellular component: membrane; external side of plasma membrane. Gene Ontology annotation, molecular function: C-C chemokine receptor activity; interleukin-8 binding; C-X-C chemokine receptor activity. The record is from RefSeq and is a predicted model, not a curated record.